UUUUAGACUUGUAAAUGGUCAUUAUUUUUAUUUUAUUUAUUUCCUUAAUUAAUUCCCAAAUUAUUGAACCGCCUACUAGAAAUGUUGAUUUGUGGGAUUUAUUUGGUACGUCCACUACAAAAAGGGUUGGACUGAAACACAGUAGAGAGGAAGUAAUCGUUCGAUUAUCUAUUGGAGAAUUGGUCGGUCAAAAAAUAAUAAUUCCAAAUUUGCCCUGGACGGCUACUCAAGAUCCUAAUGAACAAAUUCCGCUUGACAGGAAUGUACCUGAACCUAAUCCACUUCCUUUAAAUAACAAUGUUACUAUAUUUACUUUUCUUGGUGUCCCGUAUGCAGAGCCUCCUUUGGCAAUUCUGAUCUUCCAAAAAAAAUUUUUUUUUAAUUCUCCUCAAAAUUUAAGGCACCUCAACAACUCAUUCGUUCGUUCUUUCACCAAUUUUUAUUUAAACAAUUUAAAAAAAGAUUUGCCGGGUGAUUCCCCCUUUGUUGCUUUUACAUUACCCCCAGUGUGUGCACAAGAUGUGGAGACUAGACCAACAUUAUUUGUUAAUUCUCCAUAUCCUUAUCAAUCAAGUGAAGAUUGCUUAUAUUUAAAUAUAUAUACUCCUGCUUUGAAAUUCUCCUCCACAGCAGAAAAUGCUUUACCCACCAUAGUUUUCUUUCAUGGUGGGAACUUUCAGACAGGAUCAGCUAAUGAUUGGCCUGGUCAUGUUUUAGCUUCUCGCGGGAUUGUUGUAGUUAAUGUUAAUUAUAGAUUGGGGCCUUUCGGUUUUAUGAGUUUGGGUGAUGAAAGAGGUAAUUAUGGACUUCAAGACCAACGGGCAGCUUUAAAUUGGGUUAGACAACACAUUUAUGGUUUUGGGGGUGAUCCUAAUGCUGUUACUAUAGGUGUGUGUUGGAGUAUUUUUCAAAAGAGAUUUUAUUCUGAUGUUUAA
Molecule: messenger RNA, 935 nt
Organism: Meloidogyne enterolobii
Lineage: Eukaryota; Metazoa; Nematoda; Chromadorea; Rhabditida; Meloidogynidae
Source: the annotation of a GenBank genome assembly